Messenger RNA from Funneliformis mosseae, 323 nucleotides. The record is from the annotation of a GenBank genome assembly. NCBI's taxonomy places the organism in Eukaryota, Fungi, Glomeromycota, Glomeromycetes, Glomerales, Glomeraceae.
UAAACGCAUUAGAAGUUUUAGAAGUAGAAUCUGAACCUGAGGUUGGAAUAAGACUUGGUUCAACAGCUGGUUUAACAGGGUUGAAAAAUGGAUUAUCAUCCAAGAUUACCGCUUUUUAUCUUGAAGAAAUUUCAUUUAAAACCGAUAAAAAGACAGAGAUAGAUUGCUCAAACACUGAUCGACAUCUUUAUUCAAUUGAUCGUAAUGCUUGUGCACCAUUUCAAUCACUAUCAAAUCACAUUGAGGGAGAACUAGAAGACAUUCCAAAGAAUCUUGUAUUAUUAGAUGUAAGUAUUCAUUCUGGAUCUAAAUUUCCUAAGUAG